CACUAUUCCUAGGAUCCCCCUUCAAUCUGCGACCAAGAUCUCAUUAUCGGUCCCCGCGAACCUCUAGAUGGUUGCUAUUCCUGAAGUAGAUUUCUGCAGUCCCAAUGCGGCGGAACAGCUACGUCGUGCUUGUACGGACGUGGGCUUCUUCUAUCUCGUGAACCACGGCAUUCCCGAUACGCUCAAGGCUCAAGUGUACAAGGAGAUGGCUACAUUCUUCAGCCAGCCACUAGAGGAGAAGCAGAAGGUCUUGGCUAACAAAUACAUGAGAGGAUACACGCUCAUGAAUGAGGAGACGCUGGACCCGACAGUGCAGACCAGAGGCGACACCAAAGAGGGCUAUUACAUCUGUCGUCACGUUCCCCUGGACAGUGACGAGAUGAAGUUGCCUCUUCAUGGGCCCAAUGUCUUCCCCGAUAAGGCAAAGUUCCCUACGUUCCAAGAGACAAUGGAGAAGUACCAUGUAGCCAUGUGCGAGUUGGGCUUCAAUGUAGCCAAACUCUUCGCUGAAGCUGCAGGACAGAAGGGGAAGUUCGAUGGUCCAGGGAUGUUCGACAAGCCCAUGGCAGCGUUGAGACUGCUGCACUAUGCGCCAGAGAAGUCUGACGUGGACAAUGGCGUGUUUGGAGCUGGGGCUCACACAGACUAUGGACUUAUUACAUUGCUGUCCACGGAUAUGACUGGAGGACUCCAGAUCUGCCAUGAGGGCAAAUGGGUUGAUGUCCCACCCCGUGAUGACGCAUUUGUGGUCAAUAUCGGAGAUAUGGCCGAGAGAUUCACCAAUGGAAUCUUCAAGUCCACUCUACAUCGGGUGGUGAAUGCAUCGGGUAAAGAGCGAUACUCCGUUCCGUUCUUUUAUGAACCCAACUUCACGUGUCAAGUCGAGUGCUUCCCGAACUGUGUGAGUGAAGAGAAUCCGCCCAAAUACCCACCAACGACCAGUGGUCAACACCUCGUGGACAUGUACAAGCAAACGCAUGCUUCAUUCGAGAAAUCGACCCCCACUACCGACCAGCAAGUCUAAAUGGAAAGUGUGAAAAUCAAAUGUUUUAGCACCAUUCGUAAAAAAAAAGAAUAAAAUAAAAAAAUGUUUCUUUUAUCUUAGCGUGA
Phytophthora nicotianae INRA-310 is the source of this 1110-nucleotide messenger RNA. RefSeq lists its product as hypothetical. Lineage: Eukaryota; Oomycota; Peronosporomycetes; Peronosporales; Peronosporaceae. The coding region runs from base 68 to 1024 and encodes 318 amino acids. The transcript has a single exon. The record is from RefSeq and is a predicted model, not a curated record.